Messenger RNA from Capsella rubella, 1156 nucleotides. RefSeq names its product CCR4-NOT transcription complex subunit 9. Gene Ontology annotation, cellular component: CCR4-NOT complex; CCR4-NOT core complex; P-body. Bases 115 to 1125 code for a protein of 336 amino acids. The transcript is spliced from 9 exons. Gene Ontology annotation, biological process: mRNA catabolic process; negative regulation of translation. Lineage: Eukaryota; Viridiplantae; Streptophyta; Magnoliopsida; Brassicales; Brassicaceae. The record is from RefSeq and is a predicted model, not a curated record.
CAAAUACAGUCAUCUCUCUAGAGAAGCUGAAUACAUACUCAUAGGGAAGAAAUUAUAAGAAAACAAUAUAAAGAAUCCACCGGAGAUUUUCUCCAGUCAAUCCACGCCGUAGAAAUGUUGAAUCUACCGGAUUCCUUGUAUGAGGACUAUAGUAAACUCAAGUUGACUUCUCCCUCCUCCUCCUAUGCUUCUUCGUCCUCCGCUCCUCCUCCUCUGCCUGCGCUCACCAUCAUUCCUCAGCCGACCAUAAUGAUGAUUUUCCAGUGGAUCAGUGAUCUUCAUAAACCGAACACGUUCGAAUCUUAUUUUGCGUUGCAUAAUCUCGCUCAUCAUAGGAACAAUUUUGAGUUCUUGCCGUGCCUGUUAUGGGAAUCCCAUGCUACUGCGUUCAUUAUGUUGCAGGAUGUUAUUGCAGUCUACAGACACAUUGUAGGACACAUCUCAUCACUUCCAUUUCCUCCUCCUCAGUUGAAUCCACUUCGAGCGUACAAUGUUUUGCUUUUGUUCCAGAGCAUAGCUUAUCACCCAGAGACAAGAGGCCGGUUUAUUAAAGCUAAGAUGCCAAACUAUUUGUUUCCUUUGAUUGACGUUGGUGUCACUGAAAGGCCUUAUGAACGCAUAAGGCUGGCUGCAUUGGGUGUCAUUGCUCAUAUGUUGAAGGCGUCUCAAGAUGGAGUUGCUGUUCGUUACCUUAUGGACUCAAGUGCUGUUGGUCACUUGGUGAAAACCGUUGAGUUUGGCUCUACUGAUUCAAAAACCGUUGCUGCAUUCAUACUUCACAAGAUAAUGUCCAGUGCUGAGGGGCUUCAGUACUGCUGUGUCUUGGCUGAUCGGUUUUUCGUCAUCAAUGAUCUCCUUAAGAAGCUGCUCAACUAUCUUGGUACCAUGGUUAGACCUUCUCCAGCCUUGCUAAAUCUUGUCGUUGGUUGCUACUCCAAGCUCUCUCAGAAAUCCAGGGCUCGUGAUGGAUUAAGGCGAUACACUCCUGGCUUGCUGUUUGAUGGCACCUUCGCCCGUUUAAUUGCUGAGGAUCCAGUCACUGAGAACUAUUGGAGACAGCUGGUUCAGAACCUGGAUAACAUUAGCAAUGAUGUACCGGAGAGACUGUUUUCAUUGAAGAGAUGAAAACUCAAUUUGAUACACAGCGCGCCACAGG